AUGUCAAAAUCUCCCGAGGGGGGCCUGCGCUCCUUGAGCGGAACAGAGCUGACCAUGCCCUUCAAGAUCGAACACAUUCCCGACUCUCUCAAGGAGGAGACACAGGAACACCUUUCAAGAAGUAUGGAAUUCUUCAACAAGGUCAACAAAGAGUUCCAGAAGUUGCAGGAGCAGCUGCAACAAGUCACACAGCAGCGCGAUGCGCUUCGGCAGCAGAACAACUGUCUCCAGCAGCAGCUCGAGCAGCUCGAGCAGGCCAGUAGCGAACAGAUGGCAGUGAAGCCAGUCGUUCUGAGCCAGUUUUCACCGCAGGACGAGGUGAAUGGAAUCGACUUCCACGAGGGUCAGCAGGAGAAUGCAAGUCGAACUUCCAGGGUGGCUUGCCGACGCUUCUUGGCAAUCGCUUUGCAAAGCGCCGUCGUCUGCGGACUAAGCAACCGCCUUACAAGGAAGAUGCUGCCUCCACGUCAGAAGAAGACAGGAAGGAGGGAGGCAACGCAGCAGGUGGUUCUCCAGCAGCCAUGCCGCAGAAGGAUCACGGUCCGCCGACGACAGAAUCGGCGCCGGCAUCGGCGAAGGUAG
Symbiodinium sp. CCMP2592 is the source of this 582-nucleotide messenger RNA. NCBI's taxonomy places the organism in Eukaryota, Dinophyceae, Suessiales, Symbiodiniaceae. The record is from the annotation of a GenBank genome assembly.